AUGCAGAUUCAUCAGUUUACCUCCUUUGAUCCAGCUAGCUCACAUUCAGUUAGGCCGCUUUCAUGUUUGGAUAAGUUAUGUAGUGAAUAUGGUCAGUGUGCUAAUAACAAUAGUCAAUGUGGAUUUUGGUGUAGCACUUCGGUCAAGGGACCGGUAUUUGAGGGAGGUCGAGCCAUCGACGAAAUUUUUGGAUUUGUCCAGGGCCACUCGUCUGUCUUGUCGCAGUUGAUAUCUCAAAAGGUUAUGCCCAAUGUUUUUUCCCACUGUUUGAGAGGAGACGAGGGAGGUAUAGUUGUUCUUGGAGAAAUUAUGCAUCCCAAUAUGGUGUAUAGUCCGCUCAUUAAUCCAACAGAGGCUUAUUAUAAGCUAGACCUCCAUAGCAUUAGAGUGAAUGACCAAACUAUAGCCAUAAAUCAAUCCGCAUUCAAGAUAUCAGAUACUCGAGGAACUAUUAUCGAUUCUGGUACAACAUUAGUAUAUCUACGAUCCCUUCAUAAUCGCAAUUACUAA
Impatiens glandulifera is the source of this 510-nucleotide messenger RNA. RefSeq names its product aspartic proteinase 36-like. NCBI's taxonomy places the organism in Eukaryota, Viridiplantae, Streptophyta, Magnoliopsida, Ericales, Balsaminaceae. Gene Ontology annotation, biological process: proteolysis. Gene Ontology annotation, molecular function: aspartic-type endopeptidase activity. The coding region runs from base 1 to 510 and encodes 169 amino acids. The record is from RefSeq and is a predicted model, not a curated record. The transcript is spliced from 4 exons.